GAUUUAAAGCAACAGGUUUACAUUGUGGCAUUAAAAAAAAUGGUAAUAAAGAUUUGGCUUUGAUUACAUCUGACAAACCAUGCACUGCAUCUGCUGUCUUCACAACAAAUAUAUUCAAAGCUGCUCCUGUUCUAUUAUCAAGAGAAAUCAUUGAUAAGAAAUCAGGCGAAAACAUUCAUUCAUUGGUGGUUAAUUCUGGUUGUGCUAAUGCUGUUACUGGUACAAAAGGAUUUGAAAAUGCUAAAAUCAUGUCUGAUGAAGUAUCAAAAUUAACUGGCAAACCAUCUAGUACAUUGGUGAUGUCAACAGGUGUUAUUGGCCAAAAUUUGCCAAUUGAUAAAAUCACAAAAGGAAUCCAUCAAGUUUAUCAACAAGCAACUACUGAAACUCAUGAUGGUUGGAUGGAGGCAGCUGAAGCUUUCAUGACAACUGAUACUUUUCCCAAAUUAAGGUCUGGUCAAUUUACAUUGCCUUCAUCUGGUUUGAAAUACAAUAUGGCAGGAAUCUGCAAAGGUGCUGGUAUGAUUCAUCCUAAUAUGGCAACUCUUUUGGCAACUAUUCUAACUGACUUGCCAAUCACUGCAUCAGCAUUAAAUAAUGCUUUAAAAUAUGCUGUUGAUAGAUCAUUUAAUUCUAUUAGUAUUGAUGGUGAUAUGAGUACAAAUGAUACUUUUGCUGUAUUAGCAAAUGGUGCUGCUGUUGCAAAUGUCAAUGAUAAAAAUUUGAUUGUUAAUGAU
Messenger RNA from Entrophospora candida, 737 nucleotides. The record is from the annotation of a GenBank genome assembly. Lineage: Eukaryota; Fungi; Glomeromycota; Glomeromycetes; Entrophosporales; Entrophosporaceae.